Molecule: messenger RNA, 3111 nt
Organism: Cadophora gregata
Lineage: Eukaryota; Fungi; Ascomycota; Leotiomycetes; Helotiales; Ploettnerulaceae
Exons: 1
Coding region: 1-3111 (1036 amino acids)
Source: RefSeq, a predicted model, not a curated record
AUGUCCUUUGGAACCUCCGUUGGCGAUAUCAUCCUACUAAUCCAGCUCGCGCACAAGAAUUAUCGCAACUGCAAGGAAGCCGGCGGGGAGUAUAUCGAGAUCGCCCGCGAAGUACGCAGUCUACACAGCGUCUUGCGAACUGUCCGCGAUGAAGCCUUGCGAGAAGAUUCCCUGAUAUUCAAAGCCGGGCCGGAGCAGACGAGAGAACUCACUGAGAUAGCAGAUGGCUGUAAAGGGGUGUUGGAAAGCAUCGAUGCCAUGCUUACCAAGUACAAAGGCUUGGCGCCUGAGAGCGUGGAGGUUGGAAAGGUGGCUAAGUUCUGGGAUAGGAUGAGAUUUGGGACGGAGAUUGAGGAUUUGGGGAAGUUGAGGUGGAAGAUUAUUACGUAUACGUCGACUCUUGCGGUGCUGGUUGAUUCUAUUAAUUUGAAAGCCACGGAGCGGGUUGGCGAUGUUGCUGGACGGAUUGAGGGUCGGGUGGAGACUGGCUUUGCUGAUAUCUCAGAUCGCUUGGAGAAAUUCGAGGAUAUGAGGAAAGCUGUGCUAUUUAUUGCGACGAGAGCUCGUGCAUCGCAGCGAUACCUGGCGAUGGAGUCGGUGUUGUCGCUGUCGACUUAUGCAGAUGAUGACAAGGAGGUUUGGAGGCAGUUCCAUUCGCAACUUGUCUCUCUGGGCUUCAAAAGCGAUUCGCUUGAUCGUCAUAUGGAAGUUCUAAAGGCUUAUAUGAUGAAGUUGGAUCAGACCGGUGUGUUGGAGGAGGCGGUUAAGCAGAGCGAUGUUACGACGCAGUCUUGGUGUGGGAAUGCUUCAUUUCGGACGACGAAUCUGUCGUUACUUGGGACUGAGAUGGGAGAACUAGCUUCGGAGGCACAAGACGAAAGUGACUUCCACGAGAGGCCAAUGAGUCUUUAUGCCGCCUCACAAUCAACGAUAGAUUUACAGUCUCCUAUCGUCGAUGAUCGACAUAUCGAUGGAGUGGCUUUGUCCUCGCCUUCACCGACCGAAACAGCUACGAGGGCAAGACGCAGGGUACCUCGCAUCAAGGUCGAACAGUCAGGCACUGUGAAAGAUUUUGAAGUUUCGCAGGCACUCAAGACACCAUCGCCAGUUACCCUGCCGGUUGAGAAGCAUAUCAAUCAGCUUUCAAGCAUCAACGAUAUUGAGCAUGAGCCUGAGCCUGAGCCAGCGGUAGAGGUAGAUUCUGGAAUUGAUGUCUCGAAGUCCCGAAAACCUCACUCCUACGCCGAAUCAUACUAUUCAGUCUCCGAAGCUGCAACAAGUCCAUCAACCCUCCUAAGAGCUGCCUCUCAGUCCACGAAACCAAGCUCACUAUCAAAAGAAUCAAAACCUCGUAACACCAAUCGUGCAACUAGCUGGGGUCGCUGGUCAGAGCCUACCGCUCGCAGGGCGGCCAAGAAGUACCAACAACCACUCAGCGAGAUGAGCGACGUUUCUGAUUCAGAUGAUACGGUCGGUCCAUCAAGAUCAAGGAAGAGAUCAAAAGAAACCGAGAUCAGCCCGAUUGGGAGUACGGAGAAAGUGGACGACUGGCUCAAACCACCAAGUGAACAAAGAAGGACACGAGCAAGCAGUUCACCAACACGACAUAAGCCAUUAGCCAAGAGUAUGGAAGAGCUACCUUCUGGUGCAGGUGGAGGAAACGCUCUCAAUCGUCCAUCAUCUGCCGCAAAUGCGCGAAAGAAGGUCAACUUCGACAGUCCAAAGCCGUUCGUUUCCAGGCCAGCAGAAGACUUACAUGAGGAAUUCUUUGGAGAUACAAACAAGCAAUUUUUCGGAGACUCAGGCAAGAAAUCCAGAGACAAGGCUGAUUCAGGACAUAAGCGCUCAAGUCCGAAAUCCAGUCCCAGAAAUAGCCAGCCACGCAUCUUCUCAGCUGGUACCAGUACAGCAGGAUCCAAACCCGACACUGGCCAGAACUUUCACUACCAGGGCAGACAACGUUCUCGCAGUCCCCAAGCUUUUUUGAACGGUGAGGAAGUGGCCCCGGAGGUAGCUACGGCAGCCUUGAUAGCCGGUGCAGUGGAGGCGUUCCGUGUGAGAAACGAGGAGGGGGAUUGGGCUGGAGAUAAAGCGAGAAGAAUCUUUACUGCUGCGAUGGGAGCAGCGGGGGUUGAUGCAGUGAGGACGGAUGGAGAUCAAAAUGAGGAGGUAAAGAAGAAGGAGAGGAAAGAGUCUGCAAAGUUCGAGAAUGAAAGAGAGAGGGCCAGAAAAGCGUUUGUAGCUGAGGAAACACGGCGUUUUGCUGACGAAUUCGAUUCUGAUGCUGCUGAGUAUAAUGACGCUCUUGGCGGAUCUGGAGGCAGUGAGAAGAGUCAAGGAGCUCCCACCAACAGAAAGCCGCUUGAGCGAAACAACAGUUUAAGGUCUGAGCGAGAUCAAGAAGCCAAAGCCAGCCGAACGAAGACGCAAAGGGAACUACGAAGAGCUGAGCGUGAUCAAGAAUACCCGACCCGACGAAAGAGGACCCGGAGGAAACAAAAGAGUCCCGAGAUAGAUCUAGAAGCUCAAAACAGCAGAAAAAACCCCCGAACUCAAAGGAAACGUUCAACUCGUGAGAGAAUCCCCGAGGAGGAAAACAGUUCGUUGGCUAGAAACAGUAACUGGAUAGGUGCUGCUCUCGCGGGACUCGCCAUGGGCCGGAUGCUCAGCAAGAGGCGGGAGAUGAGAAAUGAGAGUAGCGGAGGAGGAUUCGUAGCGUCUGAUUCGGAGACGGAGUCGGAAUCCGAUUCAAAUUCUGGUUCUGAUUCUAAGUCUGACUUUCACUCCGACUCGGAGAGCGAAUCGGAUGGGGAUGGAGAUAGCGAUAAGUCUAUGGGGAGGGAUCAGCGCCAUCAGAAGCGUAAACCUCCUCCGCAGCAAGGGAAAGAGCCAGAGCCAGAGCCGGAACAAGGACAACAACCACAACAACAGCAGGAGAGACGACAGGAAGGGUAUCCUCCCCAAGGUUCUCAGCAGCAAGGUCAUCCACCACAAGGUUAUUAUCAACAACCACCCCCUCAGCAAACACCCCCUCAACAAGCACCUCCUCAACAAGCUCCUCUACAAGGCCACCGAAAUGGUGAUAAUUCAUCUCUUCGCCGCCGGAACUGA